Molecule: messenger RNA, 1469 nt
Organism: Chondrus crispus (carragheen)
Lineage: Eukaryota; Rhodophyta; Florideophyceae; Gigartinales; Gigartinaceae
Product: fumarate hydratase precursor
Exons: 2
Coding region: 1-1395 (464 amino acids)
Biological process (GO): malate metabolic process; tricarboxylic acid cycle; fumarate metabolic process
Cellular component (GO): mitochondrion; tricarboxylic acid cycle heteromeric enzyme complex
Molecular function (GO): fumarate hydratase activity
Source: RefSeq, a predicted model, not a curated record
AUGACCUCCUCUACACGCACCGAAACCGACACCAUGGGCCCUGUCGACGUGCCCACCUCCCGCUACUGGGGCGCCCAAACACAGCGCUCGCUCACCAACUUUGACAUUUGCCGCUCCACUGACCGUAUGCCCACCCCCGUCAUCCACGCCUUCGGCGUCCUCAAGGAAGCCACGGCCUUCGUCAACAGCAGCUUCGGCCUUGACCCUUCGCUCGCAGAGGCCAUUCAAGCUGCCGCCCGUGAGGUCUCAUCCGGAAAGCUGGACGAUCACUUCCCCCUCGUCGUUUGGCAGACAGGCUCCGGUACCCAGUCCAACAUGAACGUGAACGAGGUGGUGUCCAACCGUGCCAUCGAAAUGCUGGGCGGCGAAUUGGGCUCCAAGUCUCCCGUCCACCCGAACGAUCACGUCAACAAAAGCCAGUCCUCCAACGACACCUUUCCCACGGCCAUGCACAUAGCGCUCGCCCGCGAGGUCACCUCUCAUCUCAUCCCAUCCCUUACUGCCCUUGCAAAUGAGUUUGACGCCAAGGCGCGCGAGUUUGACACCAUCAUCAAGAUCGGGCGCACGCACUGCAUGGACGCCACCCCCCUGACAGUCGGGCAGGAGUUUUCGGGCUACGUGCGUCAGCUACGCCAGGCCGUGACGCGGAUCGAAACAACGUUGCCAGAUGUAUACGAGCUGGCCAUCGGCGGGACGGCAGUCGGCACGGGGCUCAACGCGCCGGUCGGGUUUGCAGAACAGGUGGCGGACAAGGUGGCGCUGCUCACAGGACUGCCGUUCACGUCGGCGCAGAACAAGUUCGAGGCGCUAGCGUCGCACGACGCGGUGGUGGCGACGAGCGGGGCACUCAAUGGGGCAGCGACGGGGGUGAUGAAGAUCGCGAAUGACAUCCGGAUGCUGGGAUCCGGACCGCGAUGCGGGCUGGGCGAGCUGAAACUACCGCCCAACGAACCCGGGAGUUCGAUCAUGCCGGGCAAAGUGAACCCGACGCAGUGUGAGGCGGUGACAAUGGCGUGCGCGCAAGUGGUCGGAAAUCACGUGGCUGUGACAGUGGGAGGGAUGAAUGGGCACUUUGAGCUCAACGUGUUUAAACCUCUGAUGAUCUACAAUGCGCUGCACAGCGUACGGCUGCUCGCUGACUCGGCAGAGUCCUUCCGGAAAAACUGCGUGGCCGGGUUGCAAGUGGACGAGGGGCGCGUUAACGAGCUGCUGAACAGCAGCCUGAUGCUGGUGACAGCGCUCAACAGCGAGAUCGGAUACGACAAGGCGGCCAAGAUCGCUAAGCAUGCGCACGAAAAGGGAAUGACGCUGCGCGCCUCGGCGAUCGAGCACGGGAUGACCGGGGAAAGAUUUGACGAGGUGGUGGUGCCCGCAAACAUGAUCGGCCCCAAGUAGGCUAGGUAGCAAAGACUAAAACGAUUUUGACCACAAGCGUUGCGGUCGGCGUUUAUUCCGCGCCAAAGGCUAUU